GCAGGCCAGUCAAGCUGCACCUAGCUCCCAGCCUCGCACCCACCCCAACCUACACAAUGGCGACCGCGCAACCAGCCCAUCCACCGUACACCCCGCUGCAGCAAGACCGGCAAGCGCGCAACCGCCCAACCUAUAUCCACCAGGAAUCUCGCCCAGGCGCGAGCCGCACGGCCGCCGCACACCAGGGCGCCAACCGCUUGGCACUGGCUCGCGAUGAGACGUUCGAGGAGCGCGAGCGCCGCUACAAGGCCGCGCGCAUCCUCGAGAGCAACGAGAUGCUAAUCUGGCACGCCGCGGCGCGCAACGAGUCGAUCCCCCAGACGCGCCUGCACUUCGAGAAGAUCGUAGCGGGCUUCGACUCGGACAGCUCGGAGCCCGAGUGGGAGAACGACAGCGGCGCCAACCAGCAGACGCAGCAGCAGGCACAGCGCGAUGCCAGGGACGGGAAUAAUCCGCCUACGCCGCCAUCGGGCAGGAAGGCCAAGGCGGCCAAGAGGGGCGACAAUGGCAGGAAGAGGGUGGCUAGGAGUGUGGGGAGUUCGGAGUGAGUGUGUACAAGGCGGACUGUUGGCUGCUGUUUAUGGUGAAAAUGGACUUUCGGCUUGGGUUAGGUACGGCGUUUUGGUUCCUUUUGCCGGACCUGGGCUGGUCCGGAUGAUACCCACGAAGAUACGAUAGUCUUUGCAUGGCGCGGCCGAGCAGCGAACCUGCGCAGGCCAGCCAGAUAGCUUUGUCACGGUAGGAUAAAAUUGUGUUCAUCGUUAGAACGAAGUACUCAUACUCCUAGCUUCUGUCAUCUCUUAUGGUCAAUAUACGUAUUACUC
This is a messenger RNA of Aplosporella prunicola CBS 121167, 824 nucleotides long. RefSeq lists its product as uncharacterized. NCBI's taxonomy places the organism in Eukaryota, Fungi, Ascomycota, Dothideomycetes, Botryosphaeriales, Aplosporellaceae. The transcript has 2 exons. The record is from RefSeq and is a predicted model, not a curated record. The coding region runs from base 57 to 548 and encodes 163 amino acids.